Anopheles coustani is the source of this 792-nucleotide messenger RNA. RefSeq names its product 27 kDa hemolymph protein-like. The transcript is spliced from 6 exons. NCBI's taxonomy places the organism in Eukaryota, Metazoa, Arthropoda, Insecta, Diptera, Culicidae. The coding region runs from base 1 to 783 and encodes 260 amino acids. The record is from RefSeq and is a predicted model, not a curated record.
AUGGCCAAAUUCUUAAUGUUGGCAGCGCUGGGCGUCCUGGCGCUUUUGGCAGUGGCGUGUGCGAUGCCACAAGCUGACUACGACUCGUCUUCGGAGGAGUCGGCCGAAACCGGAGCAUUUAUGCGGGAGCUGAUGGUACUCCGUACGAUGUGCCGAAACAACACUGGCUCUGAUGAGGCCUACGUUGCUCUGGCGGAGGCGAUUCAGACGGCGUUGCGGUGCGCGGGGACUUCGUUCGACUUCGAAAGCUUCGUGUCGGACAUCGAUAUGCUAUCUGACGAGACUCGGACCACAUUCUUCUCAAAGUACUGCCCACAGCUAAAGAGAGUUGGUUCGUGUCUAGACGAUCUGGUGAAGGCCGCCAGACCCUGCUUGAAGGAAGAUGAUUUCACGAUCGUCAAGUCGUUGACGGGUAUUUUCCCAGAUGCGGUUGAUCUGAUUUGCAAAAAUGAUGGCGAAAUGAUCUUCAAGUACGAGGAGCCAGAAUACCAGGAGUGUCUUAAAAAACUGAGUGACAACGUGACGGAGUGUACUGUAUCGUUUGCUGCCGAAAGGGAAUACUGGGACAUUUCACACCUGACGCAAACUCAAUGCGGAACCUUAUCCGGACUGAGACAGUGCAUCGAGGGUAAGCUGAACGUUUGCCAAACCCCGGACCUAAUGAGCGUGUACGAUCUGUUCCACAACACGCUAUUCCGCAUGACUCCGUGCCGUAAUCAUGUGAGCAAUGUGGAGAAGACGAAAGUGACGGAGGUUGAUAACAAUACAAUCAACGAAAUUUAGUAUUGGACC